AUGAGUGUGAGAGAACUUCUUAACACAAUAACUCAGAAAAUAAAGGACUCUUUAGAUUGUUCAGAUGAAUGCAAAAAACUAUCAUCCAAGUAUACUGAUUGUAUCAAGCAUGAUGAGUUUUAUAAUCUUCCAAUUAACGUGAUUUUUAAAAUUACAGAAAUGCACAAAGGAGAUCUCUCACAAAAACAAAUAAAUAGAGUAUGCGAUAAGAUUCGAGCAAAAUUCGGAGAAAACUACGUUCGAAAAUUCAAAAGUAUCGAAAAUGUCUACAAAUCUUUAUCAUUUGUAGCAUAUGCACCUACAAAAGAGCCUAUCCCUAUCGCCGAAGAGGAAGAAGAUUGCGAGAUCUUUGAAGAAGAAGACGAAGAAGGAGAAUUUGAAGAAGAAGAGGAAAUAAAUUCCGAAAUUACAUUAGCAGAAGUGCCAUUAGGAAUACUCAGAGCAGCCUGGACAGGAGAUAUAAAGGAAAUACAGCACUAUCUAAUACAAAAUCCCCAACUUAUUCAAAGUUGUUUUGAUAGAGUUGGAUAUCCACUUCAUUGUGCUGUUUUCAAUGAUAGAACAGAAGCUGUAGAGUAUCUAAUAAAGAAAGGCGCUGAUGUUAAUCAACAAGGAGCUUUAGGACAGACUCCAUUGCAUUAUGCAGUUCAAGGUGACGUUGUAGAGAUAUUUAAUUUAUUACUAAAGGCUCCAAACAUUGUAAUCGACUCUGAAGAUUAUGCUGGAGAUACUCCUUUCGUUGUAGCUGCAAAAAAUGAAAAAUAUGAUUAUAUGAAAUCACUUUUAGAGAAAGGUGCAAACAUUAACUACCAAAACCAUGCAAAAGAAACAGCUCUACACUACGCUGCAAGCAAUGGAAUGUUAAAACUUACGGAAUUUCUUUUGAAUAACAACGCAAAUUACAAUUUAUGCGAUGAAUUCAUGAAAUCUCCAUUUAUCGUCGCAUGUGAAUGUGGCUUUGGAGAUGUUGCUUCAUUAAUCAACCAGAAAUACGCUGAAUCUAAUAUUGUUAUCAUACAAGAUUAUUCUAGUGAUGAGGAUUAA
Messenger RNA from Trichomonas vaginalis G3, 1044 nucleotides. Its product is annotated as histone-lysine N-methyltransferase family. Gene Ontology annotation, cellular component: cytoplasm. The record is from RefSeq and is a predicted model, not a curated record. Gene Ontology annotation, molecular function: protein binding. NCBI's taxonomy places the organism in Eukaryota, Parabasalia, Trichomonadida, Trichomonadidae. The transcript has a single exon. The coding region runs from base 1 to 1044 and encodes 347 amino acids.